Molecule: messenger RNA, 549 nt
Organism: Chanos chanos (milkfish)
Lineage: Eukaryota; Metazoa; Chordata; Actinopteri; Gonorynchiformes; Chanidae
Gene: lrrc51
Product: leucine rich repeat containing 51
Exons: 4
Coding region: 1-549 (182 amino acids)
Molecular function (GO): protein binding
Source: RefSeq, a predicted model, not a curated record
AUGUUUGAAGUUCCUGUGGAUUUCUCAUUUAAAAGACUGGAGUCAGUUGCCGACGCCCUGACUGUGGAGCCAAAUGGGAGUGUUCGGCCUUUGAAGAGGAAUAAGGAGGGGAAGAUUAGAAGCAAAGCUCUCAGAUUCAAUAAUAACCACAUCACAGAUGUGUCAGGGCUGAUUAACACCGUUAUGGCUUUACUCUGUGAAGCCCCUCGGCUGGCCUGGCUGGAUUUGUCCUUCAAUGAGAUUUCCCACAUCAGUCCGGUCCUCACAGAGCUGAAGGAACUCCGGGUUCUGUACCUUCAUAGUAACAAUGUGUGUAAAUUGUCUGAGGUGGACAAGCUUAGUGUGCUGCCUCUCCUUCACACCAUCACCCUCCAUGGCAACGGCAUGGAGAAUGAACGUGGUUACAGGGGAUACGUGAUCGCAGUGCUACCCCAUCUAAAGACCAUGGACUUCAGUGCUGUCACCAGGCAGGAGCGAGUGAUGGCUGACAUUUGGCACAAGGCCAACAGACGAGGGAACGCAGCCAGACAGGGCCCGGGGAACUGCUAA